Messenger RNA from Cladophialophora psammophila CBS 110553, 291 nucleotides. RefSeq lists its product as uncharacterized. The transcript has a single exon. NCBI's taxonomy places the organism in Eukaryota, Fungi, Ascomycota, Eurotiomycetes, Chaetothyriales, Herpotrichiellaceae. Bases 1 to 291 code for a protein of 96 amino acids. The record is from RefSeq and is a predicted model, not a curated record.
AUGAUGAAAAGAAUUGAGACAAUGAAGAAGCUGGCUCGAAAGAGGUUGCCUAGCAGCGUUGUGGAUACUACGAAGCAUGUCUCUGAGAUCGACGAACUCUACGAACUUAUCGAGCUCAUUCGCGAAGAUGUCGGAGCCGCCGAGAAUAAUCUAAGAGAAAGUCUCUGGAUCAUCGCUGCUCUUCGUAUAUCACUAGCGGGUGUUUGUGGUCUUAUUGAGAAGGAGGGAGCUUCGCCAUCGGAUCCGCUAGCCCUCAAGCGGGACAGGAGACUGAAAGAAAUUUAUCAAUAA